Messenger RNA from Serpula lacrymans var. lacrymans S7.9, 1977 nucleotides. RefSeq lists its product as uncharacterized. Gene Ontology annotation, molecular function: monooxygenase activity; iron ion binding; heme binding. Bases 232 to 1872 code for a protein of 546 amino acids. Lineage: Eukaryota; Fungi; Basidiomycota; Agaricomycetes; Boletales; Serpulaceae. The transcript is spliced from 13 exons. The record is from RefSeq and is a predicted model, not a curated record.
CCUAUCCACAUAAACAUAUGAUAGACGUGGAUUUUCUAAAAGGCAAUAUAUACCAUAAACAUAAACGUUCCCCCGACCCUUCCGAUCACGUUGUCGUGCAAUACAUCAUCCACCUCUGGUCAGCGGCUUCGUGGUGAGAAACAAGCUCGACUGUUACUGCUUAUAAGCUCGGAUGAAAAUAUCUUCUUCUGUCCCAUUGUUCUCCCACAAUUUUCCCAAGGCCUGCUACUAAUGAUUUUGGAUCACAUAUCAGUCUUCGCGCCCGUCUUACUUGCGACCGGCCUCGUAUAUGGCCUCUAUCGUCGCUACACACGCGUGUCUGUGGCGGACAUUCCAGGCCCUAAAUCCGACUCCUUUUUACUAGGUAACUUGCGCGAACUCUAUCAGGGACAAGCAGGCGAGGCCGAUUUUAAAUGGCAAAGACAGUUUGGAGACCUGGUUCGAAUCAAGAGUGCCAUUGGGGAUGACGUGUUGUUGGUGUCUGAUCCCAAAGCACUUCAAUACAUGUUUCAGACGUCUGGUUACAAUUUCCCGAAACAAAAGGAGCGCCGUGUUGUCUCGCGCCUGCUGAACGGACCUGGCAUCGUCUGGGCAGACGGUGAUGACCAUAAGAGACAGAGGAAGGUUAUGCUGCCCGGUUUUGGUGGCCCAGAGUCGAAGGCGUUCGUGUCCGUGUUCAGAGGCUAUGCCAGCCAGCUGUCUGCUAAGUGGAUGGAUAUCGUUAGCAACACUGAUAAUCAGUCAGCAGAACUCAACGUACCCUCUUGGCUCUCUCGCGCUACUCUGGACGCAAUAGGAGACGCUGCGUUUGGUUAUCACUUUGGUUCUGUACAAGAUGGCGGUAACUUUCUUGCCAAGUCAUACAGUAACCUCAUGUCCGAUAUCUUUGGUCUUCCCUCCGCACAACAGAUAUUCUUUCAAUCGGUGUCUAAAUAUUUGCCCAUGCGUUUACUUGAUUAUCUGGGAGAUCACGGAUCGAGCCCGCGAAUCGUGCGCAUGCGUGACAUGCAAAGUGUUGCGACAGGUGUCGCGAAAGACCUGGUUAAGGAGAAGGCAGAAACAUUGUUGCAGGGGAAGAACAAUCGUGAUGUGUUUGGACUUUUAGUCAAGGCCAACAUGGCCCAAGAUGCAAAGACGAAACUAACAGAAGAAGAAUUACUGGCGCAGAUGAGGACCGUCCUGUUUGCAGGCCAUGAGACCACAUCGAACACAGUAAGCUGGGCCCUCCUCGAACUCGCGAGAAACCCCAAAAUCCAGGAUCGUCUUCGGGCUGAAAUUCGUGCUACGGAAGUGUCUGUUCGUGCGCGUGGUGACUCAGAGUUCACUAUCGCAGAUUUCGAUGCUAUGCCAUACACCAUCGCUGUCAUGAAGGAGGUCCUGCGGUUCCACCCUGUCGCGUAUCAUGUCCACAGAUAUGCUGGACGAGAUGACGUGCUACCCCUCUCUCGUCCCAUGACCACGGUUUCUGGCAAAAUCGUAAGCGAAGUGCCGAUCCCGAAGGGUAUCCGUAUUAUUGCGUCCAUUGCGGGGUACAACAGAAACAAGGAUGUAUGGGGCGAAGAUGCGCACACAUUCAAUCCGGACCGAUGGUUGACAGGUAAAACCGAGAAAAAAGGGACGUCGGUUGGCGUUUAUGGGAACCUCAUGACAUUCCUUGGGGGUAUCAGGUCUUGCAUAGGCUGGCGGUUUGCUGUGGUUGAGAUCCAAGCUUUCCUCAUCGAGAUGGUCAACAACUUCGAGUUCUCGCUCACGGAAAAGUCGAACCGGAUCCGGCGCGAGGCGUGCCUAGUUAUGGUCCCAACAGUUGAAGGCGAGGUGGAGAAGGGGGUCCAGAUGCCCCUGAGUGUGUCGAUUGCGACUCGCGAUGAUUGAUGGCGCUGAAAAGGUGAACGGGAUAUCUGCGUUAGGCUCUGGUCACUGUAUUAUUGUCUUGGUAUCAGAUGACUUUGUAUAAUAUUGACAGCAAUCACAUACGUG